CGACUAAAGCUGACCCGAUUUCACUACAAGCAACGCAGCUUCGAUGAUGGUUUGAAUCCUUCGGUUACAUUAAUAAACAGCAGACCUUUAAUGAGUCAAAGACACCGAAGAGGAGCUCUGAUGGUCUCGUGUGAGAACCUUCUGGCAGACAGUGAACUGUUGAGUGGUUCACAUGAGGGCUCACUUAAGGCAUUUCGUGACAGACAACUGGCGGCAAACCGCAAAAGUGGUGGCAUUUUCUUUAAUCCAUUCAAAAGUGAUCGCGAAAAGUUGGACCAAUUGACUGAUCUGUUAAACCUAUACCAACAAACCGGUAUUCCAGAGCAAUCAGGUUUGCUAACGUUUCGGACCAAAUCCGAGACCACCGAUGACACAGAUAUAUAUUAUUUGGAGGACCAUUGGAUGUCUAUCGUUGCAAAUGCCGAAGAGUUACCAAAGAAGGUGCAGAACCAGAACGACGCCAUUUGGGAAUUGCUUGAAACAGAAGUGUUUUACUUAAGACGAUUGAAAGUGAUUACCGACCUCUUCCUCGCCUGUCUUUGCAAUUUGCAGAGCGAGUGUCUACUUAAUGAGAUCGAUACAACAAAGAUGUUCAGUAAUAUAGUGGAAGUGAGUGCCGCAAACCAUCAGUUCUGGUUCGACCAUUUACUACCUAUGCUUAGCUAUAGCCGCCAAACACAUCAACCACUUAAUCCUUUGCUUAUGAAAGAUGGCUUUCUUAUGUGUGAUCAGUUAUUUCAUCCCUAUAUGAAGUACUGCUUAGAGCACAGCACUUGUUUGCAAUAUGUUAAAGAAAAUCAUAAAAACAAUGAACUAUUCAAAGCCUAUGUUGUGUGGUGCGAAACACAUAAAGAUUGUGAACGACUACGGCUUAUGGACUUAUUAGUCAAACCUAUGCAACGCUUAACUAAAUAUUCAUUACUUCUUAAAGCUAUUCUUAAGAAGACUGACUCAGAUGAACAUAAGAUUGCACUAAAAAAUAUGAAUGAAUGUGUGGAGCGUUUUGUUUAUGGCGUCGAUGCGGCUCUUCGUCGACAACAUGAACAGCAAAAGUUGGCCUCAAUUGUGACCCGAAUUGAGAGUUACGAUGCAAUUGAUUGCAAUAACGAUGAGGCAGACAAGUUGUUGAAAGAGUACAUCCAUCUGGACUUAACUCAGCCAAUGAAUGGUUGUUCGCCUCAUUUUAUAAGGCAUUUGUUAGUCGAGGGAUCACUCAAACUGAAGGACUCAUUCGCCAGUAAAGUAGACGUUCACUGUUUUCUGUUCACUGAUUUGCUUUUAAUAUGUAAAUCAGUGAAUAAAAAAAGUGGAAACAAAGUCAGAGUAAUUCGUCAGCCAUUCAUAAUUGAUAGAGUCGUCACUCAAGAACUGAAAGACGGCACGGGUUUUAUAUUAUUAUAUUUAAAUGAGUUUAAAGUGGCUAAUGCUUUACAUCUGCUAUACUCGAGUGACACCAAGACAUGGAUCGAUUAUAUUAAGAAAGCACAGGAUCUCUAUAGACAUACCAAAAGCAUUUCUUCCGAAGCGCUAGAAAUUACUUACUUUCGCAAUCUUGAAGAAGAAGAAGACUAUGAUUUUCCAUCGAUGGCACUGUUGGCUACAUCUCGUAAUUCUCCCCGUAGUUCAAGCCGUUCCAGUCUUGUUCACUCUCAUAGUGGUUCAGUAGAUAUGAGUGACGCCACUUCUAGCACUUCAUUAGCAAUGAUACCUCCAGUUCACACUCCUAACUAUCUUCAAAAUCCAGAUUCAUGGCAACAACCUCCCCGUGCAGUUAGCUUUGAAUUGGGAGAACUGAGAAAUCCAAGUCUUGUUGUUGAAGAUUCUGAAUCUUUUGGUCGUUCACAUAGUGUUGAUAAUCGAUCUCCAGUUGCUGUUACCAUAACUUCUCCACGACCUGAAAGACGAGCCUUUUUGUUGCGAAAUUCAAAGGGUAGUUCCGGUCAAUACAGUCAAUAUCCAAAUACUUUGUCAGUGAAUUUGCCACCGAGUUAUCAUCCUAUGUGUGAUCACAAACAAAGUCUUAAAUCUCCACCAUCUCUGCCAUCAAUACAACUUCCUGUUUAUUCAUCGCCAACUAAAUCCAUAACCCCAUCAACAGUUCGUUCAUUACCUCCCCGACCAACUUCACCUACAAUACUGAACCGAUCCCUAGCAUUCAAUGCAAAUAAGCCACCGCUCCUUAAAACAAAAAACAUUUCGGGGCUAUUGAUACACUCGGCUCCGGCCAGUGAAGGGCCUUCACCUGUUCAUAGUCUCGAUAACGAUACACACUUAGACAAUAUUACACAAUAUUCAUCAAAAUCAGAUGAAUCAAUUGACAAGAAUAUUGAUAACACUACUGAAGAUCCCGAGUCUAUUAAGGGUCGCAUUAGUCAGAAAAGAAAUGGUAGAGCAGCCGAGCGCCGGUACCAUACGGCUGACUCUAUCGAACAUUUAAAAAAAGAAAAAGACUCGUCAAUACACAAAAGGUUGUCCUGGAAUUAUGGACAACACAACCAUAACCACAACCACAACCAAACUCAUGGCAAUAAAGUUAUUCCUUCGCAUUGCGAAAGGAUUUUAUGCAAUAAACACUUCAAUAAAUGUCUGAGCGCUGAAUCGGUCUACAGUUCCAGUGGUUUCAGCAGCACUUGUUCUGUGCCUUUGAGUGUCGGUAGUUCUGAAUGCGAACAGUGCGGCAUUGAAAUACUCGAUCACAUCCAAGAAAUGGACUCCUAUUCCAAUUCACCCGCCAUUACGCCCAACCAUCUCGACGACGACCAAACAUCACAAUCAAAUGAUUUCGAUUGUAAAGUCAACUCUAAUCUCAAUAUUAAAGAGUCGGACAUUAAAAUUGAUAUUUGCGAAGUCAAAGAUGGCAUUUCUUCAGUUCAGAUCAGAGUCACCGGAACUCCAAAUCAGGUGAAGCCAUCUAAAGCUGAUCUCAAGAAAAUGAAAGAAUUUCUACUUACAAACUAUAACGUCGAGUCUUCAGAAGUCUGACAGCAUUAUCUGAUGAUCAGAAG
Messenger RNA from Oppia nitens, 3005 nucleotides. RefSeq names its product pleckstrin homology domain-containing family G member 5-like. Gene Ontology annotation, biological process: endothelial cell migration; Rho protein signal transduction. Bases 91 to 2982 code for a protein of 963 amino acids. The transcript is spliced from 9 exons. The record is from RefSeq and is a predicted model, not a curated record. Gene Ontology annotation, cellular component: endocytic vesicle; plasma membrane; axon. Lineage: Eukaryota; Metazoa; Arthropoda; Arachnida; Sarcoptiformes; Oppiidae. Gene Ontology annotation, molecular function: guanyl-nucleotide exchange factor activity.